GCGCCCGUCCUCUUAUUUCCUUUACUAUAUCUUACUUUGCUCCGUUGACUGUCAGUGGUUCGAGAUGCCAUCAUCGACCUGGUGAGGAUACAGAUCCAGCGAUGCGUCUUCCAAGAUGUGAGAAGCAGGCGGAAGCCAGAUCCUGGAGUACCUUAGGUACGCCUCAAGUGAGGCAACAAUCUAUUGGAAAAACUCAUCUGUCUUUUUCGCCCUGAAGCAACACCUUACGCUCGCCAAUGAGCACAUCAGUUUCCUCAUCAUCUGCAAGACAAAACCUCUUUCUUAUAUCCUUCGUUCCUAUUUGGCUGCAAGUACCGCCAAGUCAUGUGGCUGAUUAACGUCAAUACGUUUGAGCUGGAGGAUUUUAUUGAGCCAGACUUCCCUUACGCCAUCCUCUCUCAUACCUGGGGCAGCGAAGAAGUGUCUUUCCGGGAACUCAAAUACCAAAGAGACGACAAUGUCUGGAGAAAGGCCUGUUACCUCAAGAUUUACAACACAUGCCGAGUGGCCAAAUCCCUCGACUUGGGCUACGUAUGGGUCGACACUUGCUGCAUCGACAAAACGUCCAGCGCUGAACUAUCCGAGGCCAUCAACUCAAUGUUCCGCUGGUACAAUCGGUCGUGGGUCUGUUUCGCCUACCUCUCCGAUAUGGACGAUUUGUCUAGCUCGGCCACUUUCCUCGAAAGCUUAGCUGAUUCCCGGUGGUUCAUCCGGGGUUGGACUUUGCAAGAGCUGCUGGCGCCAAAGGUUGUCACUUUCUACAAUGCAUCCUGGCAGCUGCUUGGUUCCAAGGAGACUCUGUCCACCCUCUUAUCGUCCAUCACAGGCAUCGACGAGGCCAUCCUUAUUGGCAAGGCUCCUCUUCUCAAGAUCCCCGUUGCAACUCGCAUGUCUUGGGCCUCAAAGCGUCAAACUACUCGGAUUGAGGACUCUGCAUACUGCCUUCUCGGAAUAUUCGGUAUCAACAUGCCCUUACUGUACGGCGAAGGAGAGAAAGCCUUCGCGCGGCUGCAGUCUGAGAUUCUCCAAGAAACAAACGACCUCUCUCUACUCGCCUGGACCUCAACUGUCUCGGACCCCGAACGUCGAGAAGAAUACAGCGGACUGCUUGCGAAGUCACCAUCUGAUUUUCUCGUAUGCUCGAAAAUCAAGCUAGUCAGCAGGCCAAGGCUGUCUGAAGACCCUGAAGUUGGCGUGACCAGAACGAAGGUUUCAAUUAAGACUGUGCUCUGUUACUGUGACCGCUUUGAAGAAGAAAUUGUCUCCCGAGGCGAAGCAGAAUACAUAAUGCAGCUAUAUCACAGCUUCAUCGAUCCACAAUUGUUAGGGCCAAUGUCUUCAAGCCCAUAUAACGGCGGCGGCUGGAUUUCAGUCGGCAUCAUGAUUGCCAAGACACCAUCCGGUUUUGUGCGUCACAGGCCGUGGACUCUGGUCGCAGAGCAUGGUUCACUCCUUGUUCGCCGGAGCCAACGUUCAGCAAGUUUGCCAGAGAUAGCAGAGUUAACCAUGGAUUCGUACGACGAGAGAGCCAAGCCGCUUAAGCUGGUACGUCACUUGACUUCCGAAGCAGCUUUGGAAUUGCAGGAUAUCAGAUUGAGGAAUUCAAUUUUUAUUUCUGUCGAUACCCGGCCUAUGGGCGGAACUCCAGUCGAGAUCCUCGGGGCAGAACCUAAAGCGCUUUGGGAUGGACUAAAUCGAACCUUUCUCGACAAAGUCAAGGAGGAAUCAGUCCACCGGAUAUACGACGCUCGUUUCCUACAUUUCUCCCUCCAUUCGAGCGAGAAAGUUCUACUCGUCACUGCCUUCGCUAGACAGACAUCCUCAAGGCCUCACGAACGUUACGCAGCCUUGCUCAAUUAUCAUGACGAUGAAAUGGGUAGAUGGAUCAUCGAUCGACUCGAUGACGAAUGGGAUGAAAAUUCAAUGCCGUACGCAGGUGUCAUCAACAUGUUGAAUAUGGUCAUAGAAGGUCAUCACGAGACAGGGCCUCGAUGGUGGCCGUCUGUGUCACUAUGCCCAGCAGAGUACUUCGCAACAAGCACGACUCCGGCGACGCGCAACAUCAGACUGUCUGAUGGUAGGGAACAAGAGCUGACGGUUAGCAUCAUUCCUCAUGAAGCGGCCGAAGGUGCUUGCGAGAUCAUCGUAUCAUUUAAUAGGUAACCCCUACUAUCCUCUUAGAGCACUUUAGACGUCGUUGCCACUUAACAAGAUAUCUCCGUUGAGCAUGAUCCGCCCACCACGACCCGCAGCAAAUCUACCAUAAACUCCACCCGAGUCCUGAAUUCCAACAAUAACAUGAAGGCAAGAUGGCCGAGCGGUCUAAGGCGCUAGCUUCAGGUGCUAGUCAAGUAAUUGGCGUGGGUU
This is a messenger RNA of Colletotrichum acutatum, 2367 nucleotides long. Its product is annotated as heterokaryon incompatibility protein-domain-containing protein. The record is from RefSeq and is a predicted model, not a curated record. The transcript is spliced from 2 exons. NCBI's taxonomy places the organism in Eukaryota, Fungi, Ascomycota, Sordariomycetes, Glomerellales, Glomerellaceae. Bases 325 to 2163 code for a protein of 612 amino acids.